AUCUUGGCGAGUAUAGCGAUUUAUAUUUGAAAACAGACGUUCUGUUGUUGGCAGACGUUUUUGAGAAUUUUCGCGACAAAUGCAUACGGAGUUACGAUUUGGAUCCCGCUCAUUAUUACACGUUACCGGGGUACACGUGGGAUGCUAUGUUGAAACAUACGGGUGUUCAAUUCGAAUUGUUGACCGAUAUCGAUAUGCUUCUCUUUGUUGAACGUGUACGCGGUGGUCUGAGUCAGUGUUCCAACAGAUACGCGCGAGCUAAUAAUAAGUAUCUUUCGUCACACGAUCCGUUGAAACCGUCGACAUAUCUCAUGUACUAUGACGUGAAUAAUCUCUACGGAUGGGCUAUGUGUGAAUCAUUGCCGUACGCGCAGUUUCAAUGGGUCAGCGACGUGGAGAGUGUAGACGUAAUGUCUGUGACCGCGGAUUCCGAUAUCGGCUACAUUAUGGAGGUGAAUCUUGCAUAUCCGCGCGAGCUCCACGACGCCCACGCGGACCUUCCGUUCUGCCCAACGCGCGCCUCACCCCCCGGCAAGGUUACCGAUAAGCUUCCAGCGACGCUUCACGAUAAGUCGCGCUAUGUCAUACAUUAUCGCAAUUUGCAGCAAUGUGUGCGUUAUGGGAUGCGUAUACUUAAAAUUCAUCGCGUUUUACACUUUGCACAAUCACCAUGGCUGCGUGGAUACAUCGAACUGAAUACAAUGUUUAGAACUCGUGCGAAUAACGAAUUCGAGAGAAAUAUGUAUAAGCUUAUGAACAACGCGGUUUACGGGAAGACAAUGGAAAACGUGCGCGAGCACGUUGACGUGCGUCUUGUGACGCGUUGGGAGGGAAGGUACGGAGCGGAAGCGCUAAUUUCAAGGCCGAAUUUCCACAGUAGAAGCAUUUUCUCCGAGGAUCUGAUGGCCGUUGAGUUACGGAAACUGGAGGUAAAGCUCGUGAAACCAAUCUACGUUGGCAUGGCCAUUCUGGAGAUAUCAAAAACGCGAUUAUACGAUUUUCAUUAUGAUUAUAUGGUGCCCUUGUAUCGCGGUGUGUGUAAGGUAAUGUACACAGAUACGGACAGUCUGAUUUAUUUCGUCGAAUGUGACGAUAUUUAUGAGGAUAUGAAACGCUCCAUUGAAAGAUUCGACACGAGCGACUAUGCCGAGAACAACGCGUACGGUAUGCCGCGCGCGAACAAGAGCGUUCCGGGUCUGAUGAAGGAUGAGAAUCGUGGCGCGAUUAUGAUAGAAUUCGUAGGUUUGAGAGCGAAGAUGUAUGCCGUGAGAGUGCUCGGAAUGAGCGACACGAAAAAGAUAAAGGGUGUAAAGAGAAACGUAGUCGAGAGAACGAUAACGUUCGACGAUUUCAUGCAAUGUUUGCGCGAUAUAACGGAGCAGUCGAGAUCGCAAUUCUGCGUGCGGUCGAGACUGCAUGAGGUGUACACCGUUUCCGAAACGAAACUCGCUCUCAGUCCUCACGACGACAAGCGAUACGUCAUGCUCGAAUCCUACGAUACUUUGCCUUGGGGACAUUACAGGGUGCCAUAAUAAUA
This is a messenger RNA of Vollenhovia emeryi, 1537 nucleotides long. RefSeq lists its product as uncharacterized. NCBI's taxonomy places the organism in Eukaryota, Metazoa, Arthropoda, Insecta, Hymenoptera, Formicidae. The record is from RefSeq and is a predicted model, not a curated record. Gene Ontology annotation, biological process: DNA replication. Gene Ontology annotation, molecular function: nucleotide binding; DNA binding; DNA-directed DNA polymerase activity. The transcript has a single exon. Bases 147 to 1532 code for a protein of 461 amino acids.